Entrophospora candida is the source of this 399-nucleotide messenger RNA. The record is from the annotation of a GenBank genome assembly. Lineage: Eukaryota; Fungi; Glomeromycota; Glomeromycetes; Entrophosporales; Entrophosporaceae.
AUGGUCAAUGAAAAAAAAAAGAAAAUAGUGGAAGCAGGAAAAAAAACAGUGUUGGAUAAAUCGGAAGUGAAUUUUUGGGGAGAAUUAGUAGAAGUUUAUAUGUGCUGUUUGUACACGGAAGGAAAUAACAAAGCAAUUGAUGAUUUUGCUAAUCAAAUAAUAGAUGAAUAUUUUCGUAAAAUAAAGGAGAUGAAGGAGAAGCAACAAAAAGCUGCUGCUUUGGUUGACGAGUAUUAUAAUCAUGAUUACAGUAAAAUAUUUAAGAGGAAACAAUUGGAUAAAGCUGAACAAACAAGCAAAGAAGUUAGAAAAAUAAUUGAAAAAUUGUGGUACUUGAUCAAUAUUACAAUAAAUGUUUCUAAAUAUUUUACAACUGAUCCAACACCUUUUUAUUAUUAG